Messenger RNA from Elephantulus edwardii (Cape elephant shrew), 816 nucleotides. RefSeq names its product cytochrome c-type heme lyase-like. The transcript has 6 exons. NCBI's taxonomy places the organism in Eukaryota, Metazoa, Chordata, Mammalia, Macroscelidea, Macroscelididae. Gene Ontology annotation, biological process: cytochrome c-heme linkage. Gene Ontology annotation, cellular component: mitochondrion. The coding region runs from base 1 to 816 and encodes 271 amino acids. Gene Ontology annotation, molecular function: holocytochrome-c synthase activity. The record is from RefSeq and is a predicted model, not a curated record.
AUGGGUUUGUCUGCAUCUACUCCUGCCGCCACGAUUCAGACCAAAAAUGCUUCAGAGCCCCAGACAGCGUCGCCGCCUUCAGGAUGUCCAAUGCAUGAACAGAAAAUGAGAGGUUGUCCCAUGAGCACAAAACCAGAUGCCAGCUGUGAGAGCACAACCUCCUCUGUGCCCGCUCACCAGGACCGAGCCUACGAGUAUGUGCAGUGCCCUGUGACAGGCGCUGUGUUGGAGAAUAAGGAGAACCUAGAUCCUUCCAAUCUGAUGCCACCCCCUAAUCAGAUGCCAGCCCCCGACCAGCCUUUUCCUCUGUCGACUGCCAGGGAGGAGUCCUCUAUUCCAAGAGCAGAUUCCGAGAAAAAGUGGGUGUACCCAUCAGAGCAGAUGUUUUGGAAUGCGAUGUUAAGGAAAGGGUGGAAGUGGAAAAAUGAGGAUAUUAGUCAGGAAGAUAUGUAUAACAUCAUUCGAAUUCACAACCAGAAUAACGAGCAGGCUUGGACGGAGAUCCUCAAAUGGGAAGCCCUACAUGCCACGGAAUGUCCCUGUGGCCCGUCAUUGAUCCGCUUUGGGGGUAAAGCUAAAGAGUAUUCACCACGGGCACGGAUCCGUUCCUGGAUGGGGUAUGAAUUACCUUUUGACAGGCACGAUUGGAUUGUCAACCGCUGCGGCACAGAGGUGCGGUACAUCAUUGACUACUACGAUGGUGGUGAGGUGGACAAAGACUACCAGUUCACUAUCUUGGAUGUCCGUCCUGCCCUGGACUCUCUCUCGGCGGUGUGGGACCGGAUGAAGGUUGCCUGGUGGCGCUGGACUUCAUAA